Messenger RNA from Anopheles marshallii, 978 nucleotides. It is a transcript of the gene Coq9, whose product is annotated as ubiquinone biosynthesis protein COQ9, mitochondrial. The record is from RefSeq and is a predicted model, not a curated record. Bases 1 to 978 code for a protein of 325 amino acids. Gene Ontology annotation, molecular function: lipid binding. Gene Ontology annotation, cellular component: mitochondrial inner membrane. Gene Ontology annotation, biological process: ubiquinone biosynthetic process. The transcript has 4 exons. Lineage: Eukaryota; Metazoa; Arthropoda; Insecta; Diptera; Culicidae.
AUGUUUCCCCGUGCAAUUUUCCAUUUUCGCCAGUCAUCCUACAGCUUAGGUAGAAAUGUGCUGUCAAAUUCUAGAGUGAUCGGGAAGACUGAAACUGCCAAGACCGUGAGUACGAUUCCUGGCAGAUGUUUUGGAAGCUCCGGAAUUCUUCAGAGGGCGACCGAAAGUUUUGACGAUUUCCGAGCACGGGAAGAGAAGAAAGAGCAGGAGUAUGCAAAACAACAGACAGCUGGUUCGACUGGUACGAGUACCGGCACAGCACAUAACGACACAUUUUCAUCCACAGCGGACGACCAGGAGCCGGCCGAUCCCGCUGUGGAACGCACAAAGGCAAUGAUCCUGGAUGCAGCGCUAGAGUUUGUACAAUCACACGGCUGGUCGAAACAGGCCAUUGCAAAGGGAGCUGAAGCAGUCAACUAUCCAAGCGUUAGCCACGGGUUGUUUCCACGCGGCGGAAUAGAGCUCGUGCACCAUUUCUACAAGCAGUGCAAUCUAAAACUCAUCGACUACCUCAAGCAAGAGACGGCGGAUGUGGAAAAGGUUCCCAAUCCGUCCGAUUUUGCGCGCAAAGCGAUUGAAUUUCGACUCCGUAUGCUUGAACCGUACCUGAAGUAUUGGCCACAGGCACUCGGGCUGAUGGCGUUGCCACCGAACGCACCACACUCAUUGGCGAACGUGCUAACGCUAGUGGACGACAUUUGUUACUACGCAGGAGAUCGUUCGGUCGAUUUUAACUGGUACACACGACGCAUUGGGUUGGCGUGUAUCUACAAAACAGCGGAGCUUUACAUGUUGCAGGAUACUUCGGUUGGGUUUGAAAAAACGUGGAAAUUUCUCGAACGUCGCAUGGAAGAGGCUAGCUUGGUGCACGAAUUUCUGGUCAAAUCCGAAGAUGCCACGCAUCACCUGCAGAAUGCCGUUGGUUCGGCCUUCACCACGGCACGAAACAUUCUGGGGCUAAACUUUGAUCGUCGAUGA